Molecule: messenger RNA, 1533 nt
Organism: Vigna radiata var. radiata (mung bean)
Lineage: Eukaryota; Viridiplantae; Streptophyta; Magnoliopsida; Fabales; Fabaceae
Exons: 4
Coding region: 240-644 (134 amino acids)
Source: RefSeq, a predicted model, not a curated record
AUCAAAUUUUUGUAAAUAAAGCAGGACGAAAACGCCUAGAUAUCGUGUCUANCACGAUACUCAAGUGCGCGCGAGGGUUGCCAAAGACACAUCAACCAUUUCCCUUUCCCGCCGAGUCACACACUACAUCACUCCCAAACUGAAAUUCUGGUAACCCUUNCUUCAAAUUCAUCUUCUCCGUCUCAAAACAGCACAACCAAACCAAAUAAUCAAUCCAUGAUAUCACUGUCACACUGUCCAUGCCCUUGAAAAGCUUUAUCCGGCGGAGGCUAUUGUCUCUGCUUCAGCCGUGGCUCCGAGAAGAGCCUCACCUCGAUCUCCAAUUAGGGUUCCUCCACUCUCUCGCCGUUCUUACCAACCUCAGCUUCGAUGUUUCCNCUCUCAACCGCCUCUUCGACUCUCCCGCGUUCCUGUUCUUCAAGGACCUUUCCGUCGAUCGCAUCACCUUUACGUUCUCCACCUGGUUCCCUCCGGCCUUCACGAUCGAACUUCACGGCGUGCGCGUAGUGCAAUCGUUCGAGAAGCCGGAAGCUGAGGAAUGCGUGGCGCGGUUGCGAAAUUCGAAGUAUGAUCAUUCGGAUUAUCUGAGAAAAAAACUCUCGGCGCUUGAUCCUGAGGGAAAUUGCUUAGGGAUNAGUUGGUAGAUUUGUUGAAAACGAGGAAAGGGCUGUUCAUUGCAUCACAUUUUGGAGAGAAUCUUAUUUUGAUGUAUCUGAGAAAAAAAAUUUAACAAUAUCUUUUUGGAAUAUUAUUUUGAAAAACUGUCAUCUAGUGGCACAUCGCAUUCANGUGGAGGUUCAAUUGCCAAUCUUAAAUGAUGAGUUUACGUGUUUUGGGGAAAUAAGUGAGUUUAAUGCAAGACCUAAAUGUGUGGAUAAAAAAUUCCUNCUUACAGGUUUUGUCCGUACAAUUUUUACUCCAGUGAAAGAGAACACUGUUAUAUUAAAAGGUGAUGGAUUCAGGGUCAGAUUAGUUGGAAAAAACUCCACAGACCAUGCUUUGGUUUCUUCCGAUGUACAAAUUUAUAUUAAAUUCAGAGAUCUUAAGCUGAUAAAUUGCACUCUCUGUAUNCCAGAACUGGCUUUUUCAUUAUCUCCAGAUGGCAUUUCUGCAUGUCUACUUUUUCACAAGUUGCUAUCUAAUAAGUACAAUCAAUCUAGAAGUGCUGGAGAAUUAUGGAGAAUAGCUGCCAGCAGAAUUGGCCAUGUGACUGUAACUCCUAGGUUGUCAUUAUAUAGAUUAGUUGGAGUUAUAGGUCAAUGGAUACAUUACGUCAAUGCUUAUGAGAAUAUCUUGCUGUUAUUUGGAUAUUCUACUAGCUGCACAUGGAAAAACNUCAUUUCUAAAAUGUCUUAUAAUAAACCGAUUUUAAGUUCUGCUAGAUGUCAUUGGGAGUUGAUCUCUGACAUUGAGAAAAAGUUGCCUAUUGAAGGCAUAUCACUGGGAAGGAGAAUAGCCCGUCACAGAGCAGCAUUGAAGUUUUCAAUUAAUUGUCAUGAGGAAAUCACUACUACAAAUAGAAUUUUUCGUCCU